UGAGAAAGCAGCGCAGACAAAGUGAAAAGUCAACAGGAAAAUGUGGCGCCUUCAGCUGUUUCUGAUUUUAUCCACCGGCUUCCUCGUACCGUUCGAGGCAAAGCCAGCGACGACCUCGACAUCGGCUCCAACAACUCCGUCGGCAGCGGCUAGGAGAGCUGGGAAUAUUGGACGACUGGCGGCCAAGGAUCUGGCUGAUCUGCUUAUGGCCAGCAUGCAGGCGCGUGGCAUCAAGCUAUCCGACUCCCAACAAACGACGGUCAAGUCCCUGCGAGACAUGGAAGCAACGGAGCUGCAGGGCGGCGCUAUACUACUGCAGCUGGGCAUGGAUGUGAUCAUUGAUGUGCUGAUUGGGAGCAGUGCGAAUGGCAGCUGUGAUCGCGUCAUCAAAGACAUCAAGAGCUCAAGGGAUAAAAAUAGCCUGACGUUAAGUCUGAAAUCCUUCCUGGCCCUGUGCACCUUCAAUAGCAUCGAGUGCUCGCAGAAGCAGGUCGUGCAGAUCAUCAAGAGCACAACAUCCGUUAAAGCUUCCGACUUACCUAUGCUGGGCAGUCGCAGCACACGCACAGCCCUCACGCUGACGAACAAAACGGACAACAUUAAGGGCGAUCGCGAGUCAAUUGUCAGCUUCCUACAAGCCAGAAGCGUAUACGAACUGAGUGCCAUAUUGAGCACGCUGCUGCAAGUGUGCGGCGCAUCCAGUGUCGAGACGCAGCGGAUUGUUCAGAAUCUGAUUGAAAUGGGUCCCAAGGACGACAGCAAGAAGUCGGGCGUCAAUCUACUGCAGAUCAAUGGAUUCAGCACGCUAAUUAUUUCCCUAACUGAUAGCUUAACGUCUAUUGCGAAUGGCAACAAGAGCGGCUUCUGUGCGGCUACGACAGACAGUUGGAUUGUUCGCCUGCUGGAUAUGGGCGUGGCAAAGGUCAUAAUCAUGGGUCUAAUGACGGCGCUCGAUCGCUCGCUGCCAACAGCCUCCAACUCGCUGAUACAGCAAUCGGCCAACUUGGUGGAUCCCAAUGCAGGACUUGGCAAGCACUCGCCCACCUCGAAACGUGCCACUGGCUCUCUUCCUAUUGUUGGUGGCCUUUUGGGAUCUGUUGCCAACCAAGGCGGCAACUCGAUUACAACUGGUGCCAAGAACAUUGUCACCGGAAACAACAAUUUCUUCGGACAACUUGUCGAUGCCAAUAUUCCCGCGGCUGUAGAUGCUAACAUCUUGACCAAUACCGUUGGUACUGUGACCGGCUCGAAUGCUGGCAGCGCAGCCAGCCCAGUCAGCUCUCUACUCUCCUCAGGACGUUCGUUGACUGGAAAUAUUGCCAAUCGAGGAGGCAACACGAUUUCAACUGGGCCCAAAAAUGUUGUCAACGGAAACAACAAUUUCUUCGGACAACUUGUCGACGCGGAUGUGCCAUUGGCUGUGGGUGCUAACGUCUUGACCAAUACACUAGGUACAGUUGGUGGCUCCAGUACCGGAGGCAGUCCAGUUUCAUCCGUACUUUCUGCGCCUCAGAAUAUUGCCAACCUGGGUGGCAACACGAUCACUUCUGGUCCCAAAAAUGUCGUUAGUGGAAACAACAAUUUCUUUGGCCAACUGGUGGAUCUCGAUGUCCCAGCCGCGGUGGAUGCCAAUGUGCUGACCAACAAGGUUGGAACGGUGACAGGUAACCAAGUCCUUAGCGGCGGCAGUGCUGCCACAUCGUCACGUUCAUCCUCUCUUCAGAGAUCUGAAAAUAUUGCCAACAAAGGCGGUAAUACCAUCACAAAGGGUCCCAAGAAUGUGGUUAGAGGCGACGGCAACACUUUCAUCACUGGAGUCGAUGGUGAUGUGGCUGCUGGAGUUGGUGUUAAUCUGCUCAACUCAGUUGUGGGCACAGUCACUGGCGGUUCUGGCGGUGCUGGUGGUUCCAGUGGCGGCCUCGUUGGAGGCCUCUUGGGUGGUGGUUCCUCAAGCGCCCAGAACAUUGCAAACAAAGGUGGCAACACCAUCACAACGGGCGCUAAGAAUGUGGUUACUGGAAGCGGCAAUACUUUCAUAAAGGGAGUGGAUCUUGACUUGGUUGCUGGCAUCGGCGCCAAUGUGCUCAACACUGUUGUGGGAACUGUAACUGGCGGCAAUGUUCCUCGUGACGACAUUGUUCAGGUGGUCGAUCAACAAGGCAAUCUACUCAUGAACAUCUGGGACAAGGAUGGUGUGACUGCAACUGGUAGCGGAGGCGCCAGCAGUAUAGGCAAUGACUUCUCCAACACCGUCAACAAGGGACCCAAGCAAAUUGUUAUGGCUAACGAUACGACGAUCUUGAAGCUGGUGAACUUGGAUGUCUCGGCAUUGGCUAAGAUUGAUCUGCUCAACUCGAUCAGGGGCAGCAGCGGUGCCUGCAAUGGCAUUGGCAAUAAGUUCGACAAUGAGUUGAACAGUGGACCGGAGAAUAUCGUAGAGGGCAAUCGGAAUACGUUUGUCACCUUGCUGAAUCUCAACUUGGAUGCUUUGGUCAAUCUGCAAGCACUGAACAGCGUUAUUGGUAGCGUGGGCAAUGACUGUCCUGUGACGCCGACUCCGGAGCCACCCACACCUGAGCCACCAACUCCAGAGCCACCAACUCCAGAGCCACCAACUCCAGAGCCACCAACUCCGGAGCCUCCUACACCUUAUCCCCCAACACCUUCCCCACCCACACCUUUCCCACCUACACCCGAACCUCCCACCCCAAGUCCACCCACCCCUAGUCCACCUACCCCCAACCCCAGCAACUGUUAUCGUCGCUACUGUCGCAGAUGGCGCUAUCGCCCCAGUUACUUGUGCUACAAAAACUGCGGCGGCUCAUACGUCUACAAGCCCUAAGGCAGCCCAAAGGAUUCACUUCGGGGCUUACGUGAGCUGUUUCUGAAAUGGGCUAAGCUGCCAUUACGCCAGCUAGCCAUGCACCGUCCUACCUAUAUCGCAUAGCAUGCACCUAUUUAUUUAUUUUGCCUACUUUCUAAGUGAACUUGUUUAAUGUGUUUGAUGUAUUAAAAGA
Molecule: messenger RNA, 3017 nt
Organism: Drosophila hydei
Lineage: Eukaryota; Metazoa; Arthropoda; Insecta; Diptera; Drosophilidae
Exons: 10
Coding region: 41-2842 (933 amino acids)
Source: RefSeq, a predicted model, not a curated record